Argiope bruennichi is the source of this 1560-nucleotide messenger RNA. RefSeq names its product chitin deacetylase 1-like. The transcript is spliced from 4 exons. The coding region runs from base 44 to 1498 and encodes 484 amino acids. NCBI's taxonomy places the organism in Eukaryota, Metazoa, Arthropoda, Arachnida, Araneae, Araneidae. Gene Ontology annotation, molecular function: chitin binding. Gene Ontology annotation, biological process: carbohydrate metabolic process. Gene Ontology annotation, cellular component: extracellular region. The record is from RefSeq and is a predicted model, not a curated record.
AACAAAGAUUCAUCACUAUUGAGUUUCUCUCUUUAGUAAAAUCAUGGCUUUAAGUUGUGUUUUUGCUUUCUUGCUUGUUGCUGUGUUUGCAGUUUCGAUCGGAACUGCAUUCCGAGGAAGUGAUAAGUUCAAAAGUAAGCAGUUUACUUUUGAAUGCCCUAUGGAAUAUGGAGUCUUCGCCAAUCCAGCAAACUGUCGCCGUUUCUACACUUGCAAUGGUAACAUCGCUUACGAUACACCUUGUCCUUCACCAUUGUAUUUUGAUGAUGCGAAGAAGCUUUGUGUAUACAAAAGUAAAGAUUUGCAGUGUGGACCUGUUCCAGUUACAACACCAGUGCCAACAACCCCGGAUCCGAAUGCUGCUUUAAGCUGCCAUCCUUCUUGCAAGCUGCCAGAUUGUUUCUGUAGCGAGGACGGUACUUUGAUUCCCGGAAACCUGUUGCCGAGAGAAACUCCUCAGAUGAUAAUCUUAACUUUCAGUGGAGCUCUGAAUGUAUUAAAUGGAGAACCCUUCGGAUAUUUACUAAACGAAACUCGUCUUAACCCAAAUGGCUGUCCUAUGCGAGCUACCUUCUUUGUUCCUCAUGAAUACACCAGUUAUUACUAUGUUCAGAAGCUGUAUGGGCAAGGCCAUGAGAUGUCUGUUCAAUCAAUAACAAAUAGAGAACCCGAAGAAUUCUGGUCUCAAGCAAGUACUGAAGACUGGGUUGAAGAGGUUAUUGGGCAGAAAGAGAUCAUGCAUAAAUUUGCUAAUGUGUCUAGGGAAGAUAUUCUAGGCAUGCGAGCUCCUUUCUUGAAGCCUGGGGGCAAUAAGAUGUUGGAAGUCAUCUACGACUAUGGUCUAGACUACGACUCCUCUUUAGCUGUGCCUUACUCUGAAGUUCCUCUUUGGCCUUACACCUUGGACUAUAGCAUCCCACACAAAUGUCUUCCUGGAAAUUGUCCAACCAGAUCAUUUCCUGGAAUUUGGGAAUUUCCUCUUAACACUUACACUUCUGAUGAUGAAACUGGUGGAUCCUGUGUGUUCAUGGACCAAUGCGUAUUUCCAGAUGACCCUGAACAAAUCUACAACUUCUUGGUGUACAAUUUCUUGAGGCACUACACGACUAACAAAGCUCCCUUCGUUUUGAAUUUCCACGUCAACUGGGUAACGGAUGAUGCCAAGGUCUCCGCUCUCGAUGUAUUUAUUGAUUAUGUGCUCGAAAAUUAUCCAGAUGUGUGGUUUGUUACCAUGCAACAAGCUAUUCAAUGGAUGCGUUCUCCCAUGCCAUCCGAGAUGGUGAAGAGUUUUGAAGCCUGGAAAUGCCCGAGAACCAGAACCCCUGGAUGUAACAUUCCUCGUACAUGUAGAGUGAAGUUGCAUGAUGGUAGUCGCACUGAACUUAGAUACUUGCAGUUGUGUGGCAAGUGCCCCGAGAGGUAUCCUUGGUUGCAUAACAUCAGGGGUACUAAAGAAGCCAAACGAGUAAAGGACUUGGUUCAGAAAUCAACUGUUUAAAUAACGAAACUGUUAAUUGUUAGAUUUUUAAUUUGAAGUUAAUAAAUGAGCAUCCAUUCGAA